AUGGCCAGGCUAUUUGAUCCUGAGCAGACAGUCCCCACGGUUGCAGAGAGUCGAGACCUCAUUGAGUGCAUGCGCUACAAGGAGAUUAUUGAAGACCUCUUUGAGCCUGCCCCUCCUCUGGAACCAUACAAGUUCCCUAAUGACGAGUACUACAACGAAGGCAAGAGCGACCAUAUGUUCUGCGCAAUAACUAAGACCUUUGGUUAUUGCUCGUCCAUGAAGGCCACAUCAACGGCCCAGGAGUGCCCAGGAGUGCAAGGAAAGACGAUGAGGGUGUACCUCAAGAUUAAUAACUUCGAGGCAUACAUUCUUAUCGACACCGGCAGCACGAUUGACACUGUAAGCCCCGACUUCACAAAAUUCGCGGGACUUAAGCCUUUCCCGUUGUCAAGCCCUAUCACCCUACAACUGGGUUGUUCAGGUUUGCAGUUGAAGGUUAACUAUGGCGUGUGGCUGCCCAUACCUAUUGGUUCCGCCAUGUACAACUUUUACUUCGACGUUGCAUCUCUAGAUCACUAUGAUCUGAUCAUAGGGACCCAGAUCAUGCAGGACGUUGGGAUGGUCCUGAACUUCCGCAACUACACCAUUCACAUAGGCUCCACCACUUUACAUGCGCUUGAAGGGGAGGGAGAUGGGCCUACCAAAAGACAAACUCAACGGAACUGCAUUCUGGGUGACAGACAGGUGCAACGCCAUCUGACUGCCUUGUCAUCACAAAUGAACUUGGAGAUAGUCACUAUUGAGACUGUCAAUGAUUGA
This is a messenger RNA of Phanerochaete carnosa HHB-10118-sp, 759 nucleotides long. RefSeq lists its product as uncharacterized. NCBI's taxonomy places the organism in Eukaryota, Fungi, Basidiomycota, Agaricomycetes, Polyporales, Phanerochaetaceae. The record is from RefSeq and is a predicted model, not a curated record. Bases 1 to 759 code for a protein of 252 amino acids. The transcript has a single exon.